AUGGUUUGGGAAGUGGAUAUUUUAAGGAAAAGAGUGGAUGCCCAAAGGAGUAAAAUGCUGGAUAAGUUCUUUAGAUUGUACACGUGUACCACCACCCCUGGCGACAGUCGUGUUGUAACUGGGACCUUCAAUGGGACCCAGCUGCUUACCUGCUGUGCUGGAUUGUUGGAGCUUCCAGAAGAGUCAGGCUCCAGUUACUGGAAUCAGAGGGCUAAUUGGCGCCACAUGGCUCCAAAUCCUGCCAGUUUCAAGGAGAAUGACAAGGCUCCCCAAGGAGCCAACCAAAUUCAUGUGAUGCAGGAAGAGAGCGCAAAUGAUAUGGAAUGUGUGCAGCUGCCAGCAAAGACACUGCGACAAGUGACCAUUCACCGAGACCCUAUAAAUGGCUUUGGCUUCGUGGCUGGCAGUGAGAGGCCUGUGGUGGUUCGAUCUGUGAGGCCAGGAGGCCCCUCUGAGGACAAGCUCCUGGCUGGUGACCAGAUUGUGGCUAUUAAUGAGGAGGACGUGAGUGAAGCCCCCAGGGAGAGGUUCAUAGAACUCAUCAGCUCCGUAGGGAGUGCUAAUGAAUCCAUCGUUCUUACAGUUCUGCACACUCAUCAGUCCCCUAAAUCUGCCUUCAUCAGUGCUGCAAAGAAGGCCAAGCUGAGGUCCAAUCCUGUGAAGGUCCGAUUCUCUGAGCAGGUGGCAAUUGGAGAAACAGAUGCAAAAAUGAUGAAGAAGGAAGCUCUCCUCCUCAUCCCCAAUGUCCUGAAGGUUUUCCUAGAAAAUGGGCAGAUCAAGUCAUUCACAUUUGAUGGCCGGACCACUGUUAAGGAUGUGAUGGCGACUCUGCAGGACCGACUCUCCCUCAGGUACAUUGAGCAUUUUGCUCUUGUGCUUGAGUAUACUGGACCAGAACAGAAUCACAAGUUCCUGAUUCUCCAGGACAAGCAGCCCCUGGCUUAUGUCGUGCAGCGGACACACUACCAUGGAAUGAAAUGCCUCUUCCGAAUAAGCUUCUUUCCCAAGGACCCAGUGGAGCUGCUACGUCGGGAUCCUGCUGCUUUCGAGUACCUAUACAUCCAGAGUCGUAAUGAUGUUAUCCGAGAACGCUUUGGAAUGGACCCUAAGCCAGAGAUGCUUUUGGGUCUUGCUGCCCUUCACAUCUAUAUCACUGUCUCAGCCACUCGGCCUAGUCAGAAGAUCACACUCAAGAAUGUGGAGAAGGAGUGGGGCUUGGAACCCUUUCUUCCCCCCUCCCUCCUGCAGGGCAUCAAAGAGAAGAACCUUCGGAAGUCUCUCUCUCAACAGCUGAAGGCCCACCAAAUGCAUCCUUCUUGCAGCACCAAGGGCUCCGCAAUUCAAGCAAAGCUCCAGUACCUUCGAAUUCUGAAUGAACUUCCGACCUUCACUGGUGUUUUAUUCAACACUGUAGGCCUGGACGAGAAGCAGUCAGCCACCACUCUGCUGGUGGGACCCCGUCACGGCAUCAGCCAUGUUAUUGACCUCAAAACCAACCUCACCACUGUGCUGUCCGAGUUCAGCAAGAUCAGCAAGAUCCAGCUGUUCCGGGAGAACCAGGGAGUGGCCCGAGUGGAGACCAGCAUCAUGGAUGCCAAGCCUCUGGUGCUGUUGAUGGAGUGGCCUGAAGCCACCAACUUUGCCUGCCUGAUUGCGGGGUACUGCCGCCUUCUGCUGGAUUCCAGGAAGAUGAUCUUCUCCAGGCCUGCCAGCCAGCCUCUUCCGCCGCCAAUGAUAAAGGCAGAUCACAUGCACAGUGUCCACCGCCCUGUCACUGGGGGCCACCUGGGGAAAAAGGAGAGUAGUUAUGUGGGCAGCAUGGGCACCAGCCCUAGGAAGUCGAGCCGAUGCACGACCCCACCUGCCGACUCUGAGCUUGUCAGCUUCUGCUACCUCCACAUGCGGGAACAAAGGAAGGAGCAAGAAAGCAGGACAGAUGUCAAUGAGAACCUAAUCUUCUUUGAAGAAACCAGGGCCCGGACCAAAUCUGACCCCACAUCCAAAAGCUCUGGCCAAGGUUACGAGGUGAUUCCUGAUGACUUUGAUGCAGCCAGCCUAGACCAUGAGCCUUGUGCCAGCAGGGCCAGGUCUUAUACUUUGGACAAUUCUCUUGGGGCGGAAGCCCUGAAUUUCUACUGUGGCUCUUGCAAAGUCAAACUCCAGGAGCAGAUGGGGCCUCGCAAAGGUGGGAGGCCUGGUUCUUCUCGGGACAACAUGGUAGACUUAAUGUCCCUCCCACCACCAGGAAGUGAGGAAGAGGAGGAAGAGGAAGAUGAGACAACUUCUCUGUUGCCUGCCAUCGCUGCUCCACCCCCUGGUUUCCGAGACAACAGCUCUGAUGAGGAUGAUCCCAAGCGCAGAGCUGUUCAAAGUCAGGAGCAAGGACGUCACCUGCGUGGACUUCUGUAUGAUGAGAUUCCUGUAACACUGAUUGACAGUGUACAGACUCGGACAGUACGAGAUCAUGCCCAGGAGCUGGAUGAUGCUCUCGUGUCUACUCUGCAGGCUCUGGAGGCCCUGGCUGCUUCAGAGGAUGGACCCCAUCCCCCACCCCCACAGACUGCAGGUCUGAUUGUGCUGGCCACAAUCACUCCUGAGUCAUCACUGGACUCGGGCCAUGAAACCAACUCGUCAGAGCUCACAGAUAUGUCCGAGAUGAUGUCGGCCAUGAAGCAGCACCAAAACACCACCUACUUCCUGGCCCAGCACCUCAACAAGGACAGCCUCCUGGCCCGAAAGGACCUGCCCUUCAGGAUCCAGGGCUGUGCAGCUCAGGCUGUUCUCACCGCCCCGUAUGCUCUCGGGCCCCCAGAUCCCAACCCGUCCCUCCAGCCAGCUGUCACUGGCCAGAGUCCUGCCCCUGCUGGCGCUCGCAGAAAGAUACCUCAGUCAGAAGCCCAGGUGCAGGGAGACAGAACAUACUCCUUGGCAGUGCACCGAGCGCUGUCCCCACAGCUUAGUGAGCAGAAAAAUCUGAGCCUGCUUCCUCCAGUUCCUGAGGACAGAGGGCCAGGCCACAGUAGGGCUGGCCUAGAGAUGUCACUGAGGUCAGCCACACCAUCCCUCAGUGAAGAGCAGGUCUCAGAGCUUAGGGAAAACCUGCCCAAGGAAGUCAGGUUGAGCCCUAAGCUUAUCCUGGACCCAAAAGGCAGUGUGACCCCAGCCAUAAUCUCAGCUGCCCUACAGCAGGUGGUACACAGUAAAAGUCUAGCCACUCCUGGCACAGCCUUGGCAACACCCUCCAAUAGGGGGGAGAGAAGGCUAGAGGCUAGCAUGGUGAGGCCUGAGGUCACCAUGGGCAGGCCAGAAGUUAGCAGCAGUGCCAGCAAGAAUCUGAAGUUUAAAAUGAGCCCUGGUGCUCUGGAGACCACACGAAAUUCUCAGCAGCAGCUGGGCCCAGAGGUCUCUGCCAGCCCCAGAGCAUCUACAGGCAGCAGGGCUGAUAACCUCCACCUUUCCCUACAAGAGGACAGGGUUCCUGUUCAAAGUUUCCCUCCUAAGAGCUAUCUAUCCAGAGUGAGUCGAGACUCCGUGGGCAAGCAAGCUACUGGAGAUGUGGCAGGCAAGGGUGGGCCAGAGGGUGCUAAGCCUCCCCCAAACAAGCAGAGCACAGUCUCUGGCCAGGGGGAGAAAGGGCAGCUGGAGAGCAUAUCUAAAAGCAGCAAGCUUGAAGAAGCCAGCCUGCUUCCCCGAGCUGGCUAUCCCAUGGCUCUGCAGAGCCCAAGCUGCCAGUCCCGAAGCCACAGCCCUAGCUGCCAGCCCCGUGGGCCGAGCCCCAGCAGCCAGUCCAGAGGCCAGAGCCCCAGCUGCCAACCUAGAAGCCAGAGCCCACUCAGGCCUCUGGCCACCAGCCGGCAGGUUAGCACCAUGCCCUCGAGAAAGCUUGAAACGACCCUGGAUGGAGCCCACUCGGCCUCUGAAGGCCCCACAAAGCCCAAGUCAUCCCGAGGUCCUUUCAGACUACGCAACUUAUUUUCUGCCACCUUCCCUACCCGCCAGAAGAAAGAGACAGAUGUUUACAGGCUCAGCUGCAGAAGUAAACAGUAUGAAUUGGAGUUCUUUGAGGAACUUCUAAAGCCUAAAAGCCAGGGGGAACUUCCAGGCACAGAGUUCCUGCAACCUCCAGCACCUGGCCGCUGCAGCUGCCAGCUCCGCAGUAGCCCCGUGCAGCAGGGACCAGGGAUGUCUCGCGAACAGAGACGCAGCUGUGACUGCAAGCGUAUCUGCCGAGGGGGACGGCCACAGGCUGCCCAGACCCCUGCACCUGGCCUCCGGGAGAGAGAGAGGGUCGCCCCUACCCAGAGGCAGCCAGAGGCUGGCCCAGGCUUGAGCCUUAAUAGUCCCAUCAACAUCCAACGCAUCCGCUCCACCAGUCUGGAGUCCCGUGAGUGCCGGUCAGACCCUGAAAGUGGGGUUUCGUGCCUGACCACGUGUGCCUCAGGGGGUGAAUGUUUGGGAGAUCCCAACUACAGGAAACUGAUGCGCCACUACAGUAUCAGUGAGCUGGACCAGGGUGACACGGUGUCGCUGACCUCUGAUGUCUACCCACACCCACCCCUGGGAAUGCUGCCAAGAGAGGUCAAGGAGAUAGAGUCAGGCUUCCCACUAGGUUUGGGUCCAAAAGUCAAGUGUGCAGAGUCACCAACUCUAGGAGAGCCCUCCUACGUCCAAGUGGCCCCUGAGAGCAAAGGCCCCAGACAAAUGGCUGUGUUUUCACUCCCAGAGGAGGUGUACCGGAGGCCAGCUGAUCUGGAUGAGGACAGUGAAAGUAGCAAGUGCUGUUCCAUCCGCUACUGCUUCUACUACCGCAAGUGCGACAUGGCAGAUGAUGCCAGCGAUGGCAAAGAUGAGCUCUCCUACUCCAUCCCCAUGAAGAUCCUGCCUGGCAUGAAGUUGGAUGAGCAGGUGGUGCCUGUGGUGAGCAGAACCCUGCAGGUACUGGAUGCUGCCACCUGCAGCAGCAGCCCUGAGGCCCCUCACACCCAGGAGAUCGACCUUCGGGUAUCCACCUUUGAGGGGAGCCUGGCUAAGAUCAAUGCCCUGCGGGCCCAUGCCUACGGCCUCCCUGAUGGCUUCCUGGCUGCCCGUCUGGAUACCAAUGAGCUGCUAACAGUCUUGCGGCAGUGUGUGGCCAGCCCCGAGGCUCGUGCUCCCAAGCCGUACGUCUCUCAGAUUUCCGAGUACAAGCUAGAGCUAGCUCUCAAGUUCAAGGAGCUCCGGGCCUCCUGCCGCCGGGUAGCCAAUGUGGACAAGAGUCCGACUCAUAUGCUGGCCGCCAUUACAGGCAGUUUCCAGGUGCUGAGCAGCCUCAUUGAGACCUUUGUGCGGCUAGUGUUCAUCGUGCGCUCUGAGGCCCAGCGCCAGGAGCUGCUGGCCAAAGUAGAAGAGGUAGUGAGGAAUUACACCUUCCUGCUGCGCGCUGAAGAGUCCACAGCCCGGAACCUUAACCAGCAGCAGCAACAGCAGCAGCAGCAACAACAGCAGCAGCAGCAGCCCGCUGCCACCACCACCGCUGCCAGCAGCCACAGGGCACCCACCGGCUCCCCGUCAUCGACUGUUAUGAGCACAUUCACACGCUCCUUAAAACCCUGAUUAAGUAGGCCUUGCCCAGGCUU
Rattus rattus (black rat) is the source of this 5615-nucleotide messenger RNA. RefSeq names its product FERM and PDZ domain containing 3 (gene Frmpd3). NCBI's taxonomy places the organism in Eukaryota, Metazoa, Chordata, Mammalia, Rodentia, Muridae. Gene Ontology annotation, biological process: signal transduction. Gene Ontology annotation, molecular function: protein binding. The record is from RefSeq and is a predicted model, not a curated record. Gene Ontology annotation, cellular component: cytoskeleton.